Molecule: messenger RNA, 1436 nt
Organism: Neofelis nebulosa (Clouded leopard)
Lineage: Eukaryota; Metazoa; Chordata; Mammalia; Carnivora; Felidae
Gene: RNF222
Product: ring finger protein 222
Exons: 3
Coding region: 620-1213 (197 amino acids)
Source: RefSeq, a predicted model, not a curated record
GACAGCCUCAGUCAAAGGGGUCCUGGAUCCUGGCUUCCAUUGCCAGACCUCCUGACUGUCUUGGGAACCCAUCCCCAGGCUCCUCUGCAGACCCAGGGGCUCCUCUCCUAGCAUCCCCAUCAAGAUCACCUGACUCCAGAAGCUGCCAAUCCCCUGGCCAACGCCAAGAGCCUCCUGGCCUCAAACGGGUUGGGCGACAUUCACUUCCCUUCACUGUCCUCCCGACCUGCUCAGUCAUUAGGAAAUGCCUCAGCGGCGGCUGUCACAGUGACAGCAGCAGGAAGACGUGCCGUCUGCCCAACACCUGUGGGUGGCUCAGAUCUGCUCCGCGGAGGACGCGGUGGAGAGGCGGACGCUGCUCUCCCUGGUCCCAGCCAAAGCCUGUCUCCCAGUGACUUGUGGCCAUUUCCAAAAUACCAGACAUAUCCUCGAAGCAUGAAAAUCUGCCUUUACCAGGGUUAAUCAGAAGGUUCUCUAGCUGCCUUAGGCAGCCCAGGAAGAAUUUGAAGAAUGAGUGGGCCGUGGCAGGUGGACGUAGGAGCCCACAGCUCCCUGCCGUGACGACACAGAGGGCCAGUGGGCACUUGGAUGUCUAAGGCCCUGCCUCGGCAGAGUGGCCAUGUCAGAAGGGGAGAGCAAGGACAGCUCGGGCAGCGAGUGUCCCGUGUGCUACGAGAAGUUCCGCGACCUGGACGGCGCCAGCCGCACCCUGAGCUGCGGCCACGUGUUCUGCCACGACUGCCUGGUCAAGUACCUGCUCUCCACCCGCGUGGACGGCCAGGUGCAGAGGACCAUCGUCUGCCCCAUCUGCCGCUACGUCACCUUCCUCAGUAAGAAGAGCUCCCGCUGGGCUUCCAUGCUGGACAGGAGCUCCCAGACCUUGGCCGUGCCCGUGGGCCCCCUGGCCGCCUCCCCGACGGCCUGGAGGCCGCCCCCCAGCCAGGGCGCCCAGCUCCCCUCGGACCCGCCGCCCGGCCUGGCCCGGGAGCCCCAGGUCUUCGUCAUCAGCCGCCACGGGAUGCCCCUGGGCGAGCAGGACAGCGUGCUGCCCCAGCGCAGCCUGGCCGAGCUGUCGGAGGCCUCGCCGGCCCCCAGCUCCCGCCGGGCCUUCUGCUGCCGCUCGCGGGCCCUGCUACUCAUCACCCUCAUCGCCGUGGUGGCCGUGGUGGCCGCCAUCCUGCCCUGGGUGCUGCUGGUGAGGAAGCAGGCCUGACAGCCGCCCUGGGCCGACCGGGGGCCUGGACGGGCGUCCUCACUUCUCACCUCUGGCUCCUCCCGCCCGGCGGGGGCCCAGGGAGGCUGGGGCUGAGCUCUGGGCCCAAACAGGAACACCAGGUUCCAGGCCAGGGUGCGGAAGGCAGUGGAGGCCCCUCAGGAACCACGGCUGCGCUCCCCACCCCCCGGGUGGGGGUUGGUGGUAGCCUCAGCAGAUCCUC